AGGGGCGAACUUUGACCCUGCAGAUCAAAAUAAGGGAGGGAAUAUCUGGUCAUUAGCAUUAGCUGUGGGACGACGAUUUAUAAAUAUUUACUGUUUUAAUAAACUGACAAGAGCUGUGACAUUGGGAAGAUUUUAUAAGCACCAAGUUGUUGGAUAAAGCACACCAUGCCCAUCUCUUUUCUCACCUCUGCUGGGGAUUCCAGGACCCAGGUUCCCCCACACCUGCAGCAAAUUGCCAUCCGGAGCCUGGACCUCGGCUUGUCCUGCCUGGAUAAGUUUGUCAAGGGGAAGGUUGUCCUGAAGGGGCCCUUGGUGAGCAUGGACAACGGCAAAUACGUCCUGAAGACUGUCAUACAAGAGCUGGAGCAUCAGCAGAACCUGCCUCGUGGUUUGUCCUCCAUUGGCGCUGUUUUGUUCAACAAGCUGGCCAGGGAUUUCUCCGAGGCUGUCAAUACAGAGGAUGUGGUGCUGAUGACUGGCUUCACGCUCGCCCCUUCGCCUACGGCUCAUAAAGAUGGCCUUCACUCCUGUAACCUGCAGCUUGGUGGGGCCGGUGAUGGGGGUGGGGCCUGUGUCUAUGUUUGUCCUGCCCUGAAUGCCAGCCGCAGCCCUGCGCACAGUGUGACUCGCAGCUUGGCACGUCACCCAGCACGGGCGUCUGAGACCCAGGUGACGAAGUACACCUACACUGCCCUGAACAAACUGGUUCCUGACACCAUCGUCAACAUCUAUGGUGUGGUGACGUUCUUCAAGCAGCCGUACCGGUCCAUGGGGACUGAUUACUGCUCAUUCCUGAAGAUCACAGACCCAUCCAGUGUGAAGGUCAGCUGCACUGUAUUCCAGGGGGAGCUGCAUAACCAUCCACAAGUUUUCAGAACUGGAGACAUUGUCCGCCUCCACCGUGUGAAGGCCCAGUCUUUCCGGGGCUCCAUUAACGUGACGACGACCCACGGCUUCUCCAUCGUGGUGUUCGAUGGCACCGUGGGCAGCCCAGUAGUUCCCCGCACGUCCAGCAGGAAGCUCCACUUCACGGCAGAGGACGAGCAGACGGUGGAGCGUCUGCGCAGAUGGGCCUCGGAGCAGACUGCGCUGCUGGGUGCCGCCGCGGUGCGGCUCGCCGACGUCGAACCACGGAUGUACUUCGACUUCACGUGCCAGCUGCUGGCCAAGGCUGAGAUGGACAGAAACUGCACGCUGCUGAAGGUCUGGGAUGGGACCGAGUGCCCCUACCCCCUGCUGGAUGUGUCUGUGGAGCCUGAUGCCCAGCAUGGAAGCACAGCUGUCCCUGGAUGCAGGAAGGGCCUUGUGGCCAGCGUCCUGGUGUAUGACGACCACAUCAAGAUGACCCAGGAUUUAAAGCCCGGAAGCUACCUACGCAUCUACAAUCUGCACGCGGUGCCUCAGACCACAUCUGCAGCGUCCCCUAGUGGCAGAUCAGACCACCUGUGCUUCCACCUGCACGGGGGCACCUCAUACGGCCGGGGGCUGCGGAUCCUGCCCAAAGACAGCCCAGAUCUGCAGGAGCUCCAGCGUGCUCUGGAGUUGCUCCCCGCCUCGUCGGAUGACAUUGCAGACGUCUCCCUUAUGGACGUAUGGGCUACGCCCCCGGAGUCUUUGGAAGAAGCAUCCUGUGAUGCAGAACGCACAUGUGACCACACCCUGGAGCAGGUGCCGCUGUCCUCCGUGACGAAGUCCACUCCUCCCAAGACGUUUCAUACCAGAGCUCAGCUCAAGACCUUCCAGCCGCAGAAACUCUUCCAGUGCCUGAAACUCUACUGCCCCCAGUGCAACGCCCUACAGAACGUCCCAGACGAGGAGGCCAUAGGCAGCGCCUUCCACAGGGCUGUUGGCACCGCAGCUUUCGGCAGUGAGCCGUGGCUCCUGACCUGUUUCCGGGAGUCUACCGAGCCGGGCCGCAAGAUGGCUGUGCACCUCCCCAGCAGCUCUCACAACGACCAGACCAGCCUCAUCUUCCUAGAAGGAGCGGCACUGGAGGAUGUGUGUCAGAUUUCGGAGCACAGGGCCGUCGUCCCCGUGAGGUGGCAUGACGGCAAGAUGAGCUUCCUGGACUUCUCGGUACCUGUCUUCUUCCAGGGUUCGGCACGGCACUAUGGGUGCAGAAACUGCUCGCGCUCGGAAUGCCGGGAGCCGCUUCCCAUGGAGCUACAGGAGUGGGAUGAGAAGAAGGUGGCUGAGGCUCUCGGAGUGCAGCUGCUCCAAUACAUGCUGCUGAUGAAGCUGGAGUUGGACGACGGCACAGACUCCCUGCAAGCCCUGCUGUGGCGGGACGCUGAGAUCUUCUUUGGUGUUUCUGCCCAGGACACCGCAACUGACCAGCAGUUGCAGGAUAGAAUACAACGCACCAUGGACAGACUCUGCCCACCAGAGGGCACUAUGGAAACGCGACCCUGGCUGAACCUGUGUCUGGCAACCUACUCUGCAGAGGAAGCGGGCCGCAGUACCGUCUGCUACCAGGUGCUGAACACCAAGACCGUGUGCCCAGAUUAAGAGGCGGAUCUCACUUCUGGAACGUCACAGAACGGAACUUCUCUCUGGCUCUCUGCCAGAGUAUUUUCUUGGUAUUUUCUUGUCCUGGAACAGAUUUUUAUUUUGUUAAUAAAACAGAAAUAACAGUG
Molecule: messenger RNA, 2636 nt
Organism: Brienomyrus brachyistius
Lineage: Eukaryota; Metazoa; Chordata; Actinopteri; Osteoglossiformes; Mormyridae
Gene: pot1
Product: protection of telomeres 1 homolog
Exons: 19
Coding region: 166-2508 (780 amino acids)
Biological process (GO): regulation of telomere maintenance via telomerase; telomere capping
Cellular component (GO): chromosome, telomeric region; nuclear telomere cap complex
Molecular function (GO): G-rich strand telomeric DNA binding; telomerase inhibitor activity
Source: RefSeq, a predicted model, not a curated record